Molecule: messenger RNA, 1006 nt
Organism: Lucilia cuprina (Australian sheep blowfly)
Lineage: Eukaryota; Metazoa; Arthropoda; Insecta; Diptera; Calliphoridae
Product: probable chitinase 10
Exons: 2
Coding region: 68-1006 (312 amino acids)
Cellular component (GO): extracellular region
Molecular function (GO): chitin binding
Source: RefSeq, a predicted model, not a curated record
CACUGAUAAACAAAGAAAACAACGCAAUUUAUAAAUUGAGAAAUUAAAAAAAAAUAAUAAUAAUAAAAUGAAACUUUUCAUAUUAACCCUAAUAAUCGCCCUAAAAGGGUUAAGUCAGGCCCAAGAGGAUUUAACCCAACUUUGUUUGGAUCAACCCUUGGGUCAUGUCUUGGCCCAUCCUUUAGAUUGUGGCCGCUAUAUUGUUUGCAAUAAAGAGUCAGAGCCUUCGGUAUAUAAUUGUGAAUUGGGUUUUCAUUUUGAUGCCCUACGUAAGGUAUGCAAUUGGCCUGAAUAUGCCAAUUGUCAAGUGGCCACGCCUAAUCAACAAUUCUUAACAACAGCCCAGCCAUGGCUUUCUUCACUAAUAGCUUUAGAUGUCUUAAGCGGUGAAACAAUUGAUCCUCUCACUAACUAUGAUCCCGAUAAUGUUUUAUGUCGUCAUUAUGGUGCCUAUUUUUUACCACAUCCACAAAAAUGUCGUUCUUAUUAUUUGUGUGCUUAUGGUCAUAUGCAUGAACACUCAUGCGGUGUGGGUACACUCUGGAAUUAUCUUACUCAACAAUGUGUUCUUAAUUAUAAUGCUGAAUGUUAUCAUUUAGCUGAUGAAGAAGAACAGGAAAUCGUAAAUACUUUAGCCACAACAACAGCUAAUCCUUUAAUGGUUUGUUAUACGCUUAGCACUACAAUAACAUCCACUAGGCCGACACAUACAAACACUACACCUUUUCCGACUCAAACACCACGCACUACUAAGCCCAGCAGGCCCACAGCAGCCACAACAACACGUUAUCAUCCAUCCACAAAACGUCCCAACUCUUCAAAUCCCUAUCAUAUUGUUUGUUCUGCCAAACGUCAGAGUUAUGCUGCUCAUCCCAAAGAUUGUGGUAAAUACUUUAUUUGUAUAAUGGGUACACCCGUAGAGACCUCAUGUCCGGUUGGUCUUUUCUGGGAUUCACAAAAGGAAUAUUGUGAUUUGCCCGAAAAUGUUAAGUGUUUCAGUAAAUAA